This is a messenger RNA of Fimicolochytrium jonesii, 1791 nucleotides long. RefSeq lists its product as uncharacterized. The record is from RefSeq and is a predicted model, not a curated record. Gene Ontology annotation, biological process: protein import into mitochondrial matrix. Gene Ontology annotation, cellular component: mitochondrial inner membrane. Gene Ontology annotation, molecular function: protein-folding chaperone binding. NCBI's taxonomy places the organism in Eukaryota, Fungi, Chytridiomycota, Chytridiomycetes, Spizellomycetales, Powellomycetaceae. Bases 255 to 1664 code for a protein of 469 amino acids. The transcript is spliced from 4 exons.
CACGGCAACACGCGGCGUUUUUUUCGCGCGCCUUUAGCGUCCUCAUUCCUCCUUCUUCCUCCGACAUUGACCCUGUGGACCUCGCCCGUUCUCUCACCAAAUACCCCCUCACGAGAAGCAAGUUAUAGGUCCUGAAGCCCAGUACCAUAGCUUGUAUCUGGCCACCGCAGCUCUAGCCACCGGUUUACCCACCGAAGCCGGUCCCACCACUUGAACGUCGCCAUCGACGGUGCUGCCAUAAGUCUUCUCUCACCAUGUCUAGCAGUAUGCUGGCCCUACACAAGGCCGCUUCUCGGACGCAGAGCGCUGUGUCCACGUUAGCAUUCAACAGCCGAUCACAAAAGUCCACCGGCCCACAUAUAAUAUCCAGAGGUCUCGUCACACCGUCUAUAAGCGUCUCCAGACGAUCGGCAAUCCGCUCCACCCGCCCCACCCUCCUUCCUAUCGCCGUCCACCGCAGUUCUGCCCGCUUCGAAUCCACAAACUUCUUCACCGAGUUCUACAAGUCCUUCAAACGACAAGUAGCAGAAAAUCGAGAGUUUCAGCAGAAUGUGCAGCAGCUCUCCGCAUCAACGAAGGAACUGGCUGAGUCAGAUGCUGUGCAGAGGGCAAAAGAUGCUAUGGACAAGACGUCGAAGGGCACUUCGAAGGUCUUUGAAAAGGUCGGGGAGACUGUCGAUAAGGUUGUGGAGAACCCAGUAGUCAAGAAAACUGGAGAGGUUCUGUACACGGCAGGAGAGAAGGUCGCUGAGGUUGGACAGAAGGUUGCUGAGCCAAUUUUGGACACGAAAGCCGCAAAGGCCGUCGGAAAGGGAAUCAAGCACGUCAAAACGGAAGUGAUCGACUCUUCAGACUCUGCAUUCUUCCACGAAUACGUACCACGUGAGCAGCGCGAAAAAGAACGUGCAGAACUGCUCGCCUACCAGCAGAGCAAAAUGCCAUUGGGCAUUCCCGGCGUCCCAAAUCCCAACAGAAUCGUUACCGCAGAUCCCGAAGCAGGCCAAAACGUCGAGCUUCACCGGUCGUCGAAGCUUGCCGAGUCAUGGAGGAAGUUCAAGGAGGAUAGCCCCAUCGCGCAAAAGCUGUUUGCUGUACGACGUGGGAUUGACGAGAGCGACAACCCUGUUGUCGAGCGGAUCCGUGAUUUCUUUUCGAGCAGUGCGUUCGAGGAGACUGAAACCGCACGAGUGGUCAGCGCGUUGAAGGCGGUGGAUCCUACGUUCAGGACCGAAAAGUUCUUGAAGGAGGCUACAAAGUACUUCGUGCCAGAAAUUCUGGAAGCUUACUUGAAAGCAGAGGCGCCCAUAUUGCGAGAGUGGUGCAGUGAAAGGGCAUACGCACGAUUAUCCGCCGGUUUCGAAGCCCAACAGCAACAAGGGCUCGUUUCCGACUGCAAACUUUUAGACAUCCGCCACGUAGACAUACGCAAACUCACACUCCUCGAGGACGAAGUACCAGUUAUCCUCGUAACUUUCCAAACAAACGAGAUCCUGAUCUUCAGGAACCGCAAAGGCGAGCUCAAGCUGGGUAACGAGAACGCGAUCGAGACCGCGACCUAUGUCAUGGCGUUCACCAAGGCGCAGUGCGUUGACCCGUCGGCUACUAUCAGCGCGAGGACGAACGGAUGGAUUGUCAUUGAUUGGAGUAGGAGCACUGGGUGGUAGUUAGUCGAUGCCAGCAGCGUUCGAUGGUCGACAGUCGGGAGAGUGAGCGAGAUCGCGAUUUCUUCUCAAAGGCUUAUUUUGCAUCACACAUGGAGCAUUUCUGUAUUUAGAACAACAAUUUAGAGCG